Cantharellus anzutake is the source of this 567-nucleotide messenger RNA. RefSeq lists its product as uncharacterized. The transcript is spliced from 3 exons. The record is from RefSeq and is a predicted model, not a curated record. NCBI's taxonomy places the organism in Eukaryota, Fungi, Basidiomycota, Agaricomycetes, Cantharellales, Hydnaceae. Bases 1 to 567 code for a protein of 188 amino acids.
AUGUCUGGAGAACACCACAAGAGCGAUUCCGCAAGAAUGAGCACAAGCACCAGAGUGAAAGGGCCCCAGCCGUUGCCCGCCAAACGAAGCCGGGUGUUUGCUCACACCGGAGAUCAAAUCAGGGAUCAACACGGAUGGAAAGGCGCUCCAAUAGGAGAGAAGUACCAUCCGGGUGUUAAAAGCGCGUACGCGCCAUAUAUCGAUUCCGACGGUUGGGGUAGCCCUAUUGUCUACAUCCUUGGGAUCCGCGCCAUCCGACUCCUACGUCUUUGGUUUUAUAAUGACCUGUCCUCCAAGUGGGGAAUCUUGAGCUCUGCACCAAUACACUGCGCGAGGAUAUGUAAUUCGCCAGUGAUUGCUCCAUUCGUCUGGGUGAGGUUGGUGAUAGGGGCAUGUCCUCCACAUAAAUCCUCGGGUAUGUAUCACCAGCUCGUGGGUGCAGUGGCGAUCGAAUGGCGCGCAAAUCCCCCAGUUUACACCGGGAAAAUUUAUGUAUUCAUCCAGACACGACUGUCUUGUCUUCAUAAGGAUGUUGAGGACGGCCCCGGCUUGCGCCGAGACUUCUGA